Molecule: messenger RNA, 1241 nt
Organism: Eurytemora carolleeae
Lineage: Eukaryota; Metazoa; Arthropoda; Copepoda; Calanoida; Temoridae
Product: probable proline iminopeptidase
Exons: 10
Coding region: 19-1026 (335 amino acids)
Biological process (GO): proteolysis
Cellular component (GO): cytoplasm
Molecular function (GO): aminopeptidase activity
Source: RefSeq, a predicted model, not a curated record
AAUCUGAGUGUUAGCAAAAUGUCAAGAACAGGAGGGAAAACUUUUGCAGAUGUUGUGUAUCCCUGUAUCCCUCCUAGAGAGACGGGAAUGUUGAAGGUGACUGAUAUACACACUUUGUACUGGGAGGUGAGUGGACUAGCUACUGGAGAACCUGUUGUUGUGCUUCAUGGAGGUCCUGGAGGAGGAACUGAUCCAGACUACAGGAGGUAUUUUAACCCUGAAAAGUACAAUAUUGUAAUGCUUGAUCAACGAGGAUGUGGAAAAUCUACUCCACAUGCUGAACUCCAAGAUAAUAAUACACAGGCUCUUGUUGGAGAUAUCGAAACCCUUCGAAAGCAUCUAGAAAUAGAAAAAUGGUUUGUUUUCGGAGGUUCUUGGGGAUCUACUCUCAGUCUAAUAUAUGCUAUUCAUCAUCCUGAUAGGGUGAAAGCUCUGAUUCUCCGAGGUAUAUUUAUGUGCAGGAGAUCGGAACUACUAUGGUUCUACCAGGUGACAUUUUGUAUUAAUACAGACAAUGUUAAUUUUGGACAGUCUCAUCCUUUGUGGGUAACCACUAACCCUGUACUUGAGGUCUCAAUUCUUUUGAGAAAUAGUUCUCUUACAGGAAAAAGUUGUAUUUGUAAGAUUUUAAUAUGUUUUUGUUCUAGCUCUGUCCGUGAAAGUGCUGCCCGUGAAUGGUGCUUGUGGGAGAUGUCGACGAGUAAGCUGAUACCUGAUACUAAAUAUCUUGAUAAAGCGGAUAAUCUGGAGUUUGCGGCUGCUUUCUCCAGAAUCGAGUGCCACUACUUUGUAAACCAUAUUUUCGUGGAGGAAGGAUUUAUUUUGAAGAAAGCGCAGAUACUCAAGGAUAUUCCUAUAUUUAUUGUCCAGGGUAGAUAUGAUGUUGUAUGUCCUAUGAAAUCUGCUUGGGAACUACAUACUGCUCUUCCUCACUCUAAACUCACGGUGGUUGCUGAUGCUGGACAUUCAAUGGGUGAGGUCGGAAUUGCUGAAAAGCUCGUUGAGGUCACUGACCAGCUUGCUUAAUGGGAUCACUCACCAGCUUGACUAGAAGAGGUCACUGACCACUGACCAGAUUGGUUGGCGUAGGUCACUGAUCUUUUAUCUUAAUAUUAUUGAUUGACGUGUAUUUAACCUUUUUUGUUAAAAGGGUGGUUUGUCCUAUGUAAUGUAUUAAUGUGAUAAUGUGCAGCAGGGGUUUAUAAAAUUUUUAACAGUUUGUAAUAAAAUCUGUUUUUUUA